This is a messenger RNA of Nematolebias whitei (Rio pearlfish), 1425 nucleotides long. RefSeq names its product endothelin receptor type B-like. Gene Ontology annotation, biological process: vasoconstriction; G protein-coupled receptor signaling pathway; regulation of blood pressure. Gene Ontology annotation, molecular function: endothelin receptor activity. The record is from RefSeq and is a predicted model, not a curated record. NCBI's taxonomy places the organism in Eukaryota, Metazoa, Chordata, Actinopteri, Cyprinodontiformes, Rivulidae. The transcript is spliced from 7 exons. Bases 1 to 1425 code for a protein of 474 amino acids. Gene Ontology annotation, cellular component: membrane.
AUGGUCUCUGGAGGCCCAGCCGUGGACCCAGUCAGGGGGUUUGGACCAGAAAAGGCCUGGAUGCAGAGGACGUCCCCGCUGCUGCUGGUUGUCUUCUGUUUCCUGUUUGUCUCUCCUGUCGGUUGCCACGGUAACGCCACGUCUCUGCCUCGCCCGUUGGACCUGAAGGCGUACGACUUGGGCACCGACCCACCGCAGCACGUGGAGGUCGCAGGUCGUGGCUCGCGUCUCUCCCAGGAGACGGUGGACAAACCCCAGAUGUCUUUGGAGUUCGAACCAGAAAAGAUGAGGACCGUGAGCAAACUGAAACCCAAACACGAACGGAAACCCUCGUUUGCUGCGUCGCCCUCCAACUCGUCUCAGAAAAUCAUGAAGCCUCCGCCCCCGUGCCUGCACACCAUGUCGAUCCAGACGGUCUUCAAGUACAUCAACACGGUGCUGUCCUGUUUGAUCUUCGCCGUGGGCAUCAUCGGUAACGCCACCCUGCUGAGGAUCAUCUACCAAAAUAAAAGCAUGAGAAAUGGACCCAACGCGCUCAUCGCCAGCUUGGCCCUGGGAGACCUGAUCUACAUCGUUAUAGAUCUACCCAUCAACGUCUACAAGCUCCUGGUGAUCCAGUGGCCUUUUGCUGACAGUGCGUUCGGUCUGUUCCUCUGUAAGCUGUUUCCGUUCCUGCAGAAAGCUUCGGUCGGCAUCACCGUCCUCAACCUGUGCGCUCUGAGCGUGGACAGGUACCGUGCGGUGGUGUCCUGGUCCAGGAUCCAGGGCAACGGCGUUCCCAUGGCGACGGCAGUGGAGAUCGUGGCGAUCUGGCUACUGUCCAUCGUCCUGGCCGUGCCGGAGGCCGUCGGCUUCAGCCUGGUCCCCAACGAGCACAACAACGUGACCAUGAUGACCUGCAUGCUGCUGCCCAGGACGCCCUUCAUGACCUUCUACCGGGACGCCAAGGACUGGUGGCUGUUUGGGUUCUACUUCUGCGUGCCGUUGGCGUGUUCGGCUGUUUUCUACGGCCUGAUGACCUGCGAGAUGCUCCAACACCAGAAGGGAAGUCUGAAGGUGUCGCUGAGUGAACACCUCAAACAGCGUCGAGAAGUAGCUAAAGCCGUGUUCUGCCUGGUGGUGAUCUUCGCCCUCUGCUGGUUCCCGCUCCACCUGAGCCGUCUGCUGAAGAGAACCAUCUACAGACCUCACGACGCUCGGCGCUGCGAGCUCCUAAACUUCCUGUUGGUGCUCGACUACUUCAGCAUCAACAUGGCCACCAUCAACUCCUGCAUCAAUCCCAUCAUACUCUUCUUCAUCUCCAAGAAGUUCAAGAACUGCUUCAAGUCCUGUCUGUGCUGCUGGUGCUACUCCGGCUCUCGGUCCAGCAGCGUGCUGCCCCUCCACCACGUCACCAGUCUUCAGUACAAACACUCGGACCCCUGA